Messenger RNA from Drosophila hydei, 1433 nucleotides. RefSeq names its product sentrin-specific protease 8 (gene Den1). Lineage: Eukaryota; Metazoa; Arthropoda; Insecta; Diptera; Drosophilidae. Gene Ontology annotation, molecular function: deNEDDylase activity; cysteine-type peptidase activity. The record is from RefSeq and is a predicted model, not a curated record. The coding region runs from base 407 to 1045 and encodes 212 amino acids. Gene Ontology annotation, biological process: proteolysis. The transcript has 3 exons.
AAGUUGGCCUCACGCAAUUUUUAGCUUACUUGAAGUUGGCUGCGCGCAGUUUUCGAUUCGCACUAAGUUGGCUGCUAACAAUUUUCCAACUAGAGUGCAGAUACAAGUCGCAAUCGUUUAAUUCUUAUUGAUUAUAAUAGUGUUUGCAUUGGUCGCAUUCAAUUUUUUACUAACUUGCGAAGAUUUCAAUGAUAAGCCCAUUAAAAUUCACUGCGCCGAAAAAGCCCACAAUCAAUUCACAGAAAUUUCAACUGGGGUCUGCCAUAUUUUUUGGCAACACGCACGUCAGAAUCAAAGUCAGACUGCGCGCCGGCCUAUCCAAAGACUCAACGCUGGAAGACUCAACAAUCAUCACAGCAGCAACAACAACAACAAUAACACUAAUAACAGCAACAGCAAUCACAAGAUGAGCAAGGCAGAUCCAAUAUCUCUCAGCUUUCACGACUCCUGUCUGCGCAUGUCCGAUGUCCAACUGCUGCAUGGACCGCGUUGGCUAAACGAUCAGAUCUUAAGCUUCUACUAUGAGUAUCUGUCGCAUGUCAAGUACAAGAACAACAAUGACUUGUACUUUAUAGCGCCCGAGGUGACGCAGUGCAUGAAAUAUAUGGAUGAUUCUGAGCUGGAGAUGCUCUUCGAGGAGCACGAUGCACUGAAUAAGCCAUUCAUAUUUUUUGCACUGAAUGACAAUGGCAGCACCGAGGCAGGCGGCACCCAUUGGUCGCUGUUGGUGUUCUCACGACCAGAGAAAACGUUUUUUCACUUUGACUCGUAUGGCAACAAUAAUACGGGCCCCUCCAUGGAGCUGAUGGCUAAAGUGAAGGAACUGCUGGGCGUGCGGCAGGCAAAGUUUCGUCCGAUGCGUUGCCUGCAGCAGGCGAAUGGCUACGACUGUGGCAUCCACGUCAUCUGCAUGACCGAUCAUAUAGCUGACUAUGUGAAUCGCUAUGAGGUGAUUGAGGGUCUGGCCACGUUGCACAUCGAUACGGUGAAGGCCAAGCGAGCUGAACUGCUUAAGCUGAUCCUUUCGCUGGGCGGCAAGGACUGAAAACAGUUGAAUGCUUUCUUUGUUACAUCUUGUAGCCUUAAGUGACCUUACAUAAAAACGUUACUAACUGUAUAACGCACUGUGAAUACGAUUCCACGUAUACGCUUAAAUUUAUAAGACAUAGAGAGAGAGAGGGGAGGAGGUAGUUUAUGGGGUGCUUGCUUCAGCCGUUGAACGCAAGCUGAUCUUCCACGUGAAUGCGAUAUUUAUAUUAAUAAUUGUAAUUUGUUUAAUUUAAUGUUUACUCUUGCCCAGUGCUAGGCACCACAACAAAAACAGAAACAAAAGCAAAAACAAACGAAAAGAAGAGACAACAUCCAACACGAGCACAUUUGAAAGAAGUGCGACUCAUGUAUUUUUCAGUUGGCUUACGGAAUAAAUAUUUGUU